AUGUUGCGCUCUCUUCUUGGCCUGAUAUGCUUUGCCAGACAUGUGUCGCUACACCUGUCGCUAUUGUCUUCCAUUCAUCAAGGCAUACGUGUAAGAGUCAAUGCAAGCAAUUGCAUUCAGUACGACACUGAGGCAUACUUGAUGGUGGAACGCUGGUCUCCUCAUUCAGACUGCGAAUUCGGCACAGAAGAGGUGACGCCCAAAGGAUGCUGGUCAUUCGCGGGGAAGCGAACGUCGAGAUCAAUGCCAGAUGACGAAGAGGCAUUGAGCACUGGUUUCCACUCAGAACCAAGACAGGAAGCAACAAUCUCGUGCAAGACAAUCUCCUCGGAGCACAUUGCUGAUCUGAUUUACAGCACAGCCAGAGCCCGCGUAGAUCUGUGUUUACACGUUAUGAAUACGAGCCAAGCCUCGUUUUGGGAUGUCCUCUUUCGAGAUCCAGUCUCGAAAAGCAUCAUUCAAGAUACGACAUGUGAGUGUACGAUAAAGAUGGCCGUUCAGCGUAUCACGACGAAUCCUCCAAGGAGCACCAACUUAGAGAUCCUUUCUAAUUGCCUUUUCUGUCGUCCCAACCCGUUCGAUGUGGGCUACUGCGCGACCAACAGAUUGGUCGACCGGAUGUUCAGUUUCGACAUGGAUCUUCGACGAGAAACGUGGUAUCCCAAGCUUACCCAGCAAGACGACAGCCGAGCUCAUCAAAUACAUCACGGAGGAUGGGGAAACCUUGUCGGGGAUCAGACGUUGCCAUUCAAUUGCGACGCGGAACUCAGGGACGAGUUUGCCAAUCAGAUCGACAACAUGCUCUCCAAUGACAACUGCACCAUCAAGUUUUACAAGCGAGCCGACCCCUUGUAUGGUAACAUCGGCAUCUGUUGUAUUGGAGUUUCAGAGCACAUGAGCCCAAUCAUCAAGCGGCUUGCGCUUUUGUAUGAAAACGAUCCACUCGGUUUGGCUCACAGGAAGCAGAGACAGGCCGAAGUCAAUAGUGUUCUUAACGAACUCAGACGCUGGUGUGUCAAUGCGACUAUUCACAAUGAUUUGCAGGAACGUCUCGUGGAAGGCUGGAGGGCUGAGCUGAGCAAGUAUGUUCAGGUGCCUGAAAUGAUGUUCUAUUAG
Protomyces lactucae-debilis is the source of this 1116-nucleotide messenger RNA. RefSeq lists its product as uncharacterized. The coding region runs from base 1 to 1116 and encodes 371 amino acids. The record is from RefSeq and is a predicted model, not a curated record. NCBI's taxonomy places the organism in Eukaryota, Fungi, Ascomycota, Taphrinomycetes, Taphrinales, Protomycetaceae. The transcript has a single exon.